AAAAUCACGGCUGGCCGAGAGAGGAGAGGCCGGCCGGGGCAGAAUAAAGAGCGCAGGCCGUGAUGCGAUUACCCGCGGCUACGUGGCCGGCGGGUGACUCAGCGCUGAACUUGGCGCCAGGUCAGGCAGCCUUGAGCUCCGCUAACGGCCACACUGCGAGAUUAGGCGGAUGUAACAAUCACCUGAAAGGGGAGAUUAAAGCGCCUCUCCGGGGGCUCCUUUGUUCUCGGCUUCAUUUGAUGCUUCGCGGCCUUUUCAAACCGCGCAGCGGAAGGUGCUUUAAAUAUUUGCCCCCCAGAGUCGAACCCCCCGCCCCCACGGGGUGCGAGCGGGCGGUGGCAGAGAUGCCCAUGGACAAGGGCCGCUUCUCGGUGGAGUGGCUGGCACAGAGCAGCUGUGGCGGGGCUCGGACUGCUCACCGACACCUCCGCGACGCCCAGGACAGCCGCCCAACGGACCUCGGUGCCGGAGGUCCGGAGCGGAGCGGUCCUGAAGCGGAGGGAGGAGGAGGAGGAGGCGCUGCCGUGCCCGGGCGGCCCCGCACCAAGUUCUCGGCGGCGCAGCUGCAGGAGCUGGAGCGGAGUUUCCGCGAGCAGCGCUACAUCGGCGCCAGCGAGAAGCGGCGCCUGGCCGCCCUGCUCAACCUCUCCCAGAGCCAGAUAAAAACCUGGUUUCAGAAUCGCCGGAUGAAGUUUAAACGCGAGACGCAAGAUGCCAGGGUGGAAGCUCUGGUCUCUGGUUUGUUUCUGCCCUAUCGCUGUUACCCAGAUGUUGUCACACCCAGCCCUUCUCACGGGAUAGACUCCAGUGUCUCUGCUGCCCGUGGUGUCUCCCUCCACCCGGCGGUGCCGAGCCCUGCCCUGCUGGUACCCACGGUUCCGGCUCCGUCUGCUCAGCCAGUUCUGCCAAGCCCAGCCUUAUUUUUACCUCCCAGCUCAGGACUCUCUUCUUAUUCUACCACAAUGCCAGCAAUGACUUUAACCAACGACCAUAAAAGACUGAGGUUCCAGCCAUAUCUUCCUUCCUUUUAAAAAAAGUCAAAGUCUAUCUGCAUUAACAACUGCCAAAUAUCUAAAGAAUACUUAUUUAGUUAUACUAAAUAUAUGUAUGACUUAGAUUUUUUUCUAAUGUUACAAGGAGAAAACGAUCUAUGUUAGAGGAAUAAUACUGAGUGGAAGUGAAGGAAUUGGAACUUUCCUUACUCCUACAAUCUUUCCUCUACUGUAUUGAAACUUUUCCUAUCCAAGUUUGUUUUCAGAACACAACCUGUAAUCAGCUGGGGCUCUCCAAGGAAAAAUUGGAAGCAUUGGUUACACUGAAGUUUACACAGUAACUAAAUAAUGUAAUAAUAAUUUGAGAAUGUGACUAUUCUAAUGAACUGUGAGGUUUUUAAGGAAAGACUUAUAAACUGCAGCAAAUGAAUGAAAAUGGUACAGAAGGUGUUGGCCCUAUGAACAAAGCUGAACAGGCUGUCCAA
This is a messenger RNA of Oxyura jamaicensis (ruddy duck), 1477 nucleotides long. RefSeq names its product homeobox protein VENTX-like. Gene Ontology annotation, molecular function: RNA polymerase II cis-regulatory region sequence-specific DNA binding; DNA-binding transcription factor activity, RNA polymerase II-specific. Gene Ontology annotation, cellular component: nucleus. The transcript has 3 exons. The coding region runs from base 63 to 1031 and encodes 322 amino acids. The record is from RefSeq and is a predicted model, not a curated record. Lineage: Eukaryota; Metazoa; Chordata; Aves; Anseriformes; Anatidae. Gene Ontology annotation, biological process: cell differentiation; regulation of transcription by RNA polymerase II.